Molecule: messenger RNA, 1285 nt
Organism: Propithecus coquereli (Coquerel's sifaka)
Lineage: Eukaryota; Metazoa; Chordata; Mammalia; Primates; Indriidae
Gene: WIPF3
Product: WAS/WASL interacting protein family, member 3
Exons: 9
Coding region: 1-1104 (367 amino acids)
Biological process (GO): Arp2/3 complex-mediated actin nucleation; retrograde transport, endosome to Golgi; exocytosis
Cellular component (GO): recycling endosome; WASH complex; early endosome
Molecular function (GO): gamma-tubulin binding; alpha-tubulin binding; actin binding
Source: RefSeq, a predicted model, not a curated record
AUGAACUGCCAGUACCCUGGCUGCUGGUACCUGUCUGCCCCCAUGUUUGAGAAGACAGGGGUAAGCACAGACACUUCCAGCUCGAGAAGGGCUGAUCCGAAAGGUCGGAGCGCGCUGUUGGCUGAUAUCCAGCAAGGAACUCGCCUGCGAAAAGUGACGCAGAUCAAUGACCGCAGCGCCCCGCAGAUCGAGGGUUCUAAGGGAACCAGCAAAGAAGGAGGAGGGUCUACGAACUCCCGAGCUGUGAGCACACCCCCAGCCCUGGGAGACCUGUUUGCUGGUGGCUUUCCCGUAUUGCGCCCAGCAGGCCAGAGGGAUGCAGCAGGUACCAAGACAGGGCAGGGCCCUGGCUCCCGAGCGCCUUCUCCCAGACUUCCCACCAAAACCAUCAGCGGCUCGCUCAACCCCCCUGCAUCUCCCAGGCUAGGCAAUGCCUCCGAGACGCAUGGCGGUGCCAGGACAAUCCCUCCUCGUCCCAACGUGCCCGCUCCACCACCUCCCAACCUGCCCCCGCCUCCCCCGCCCCUACCCCCACCCCUGCCCCCGUCCUCCCCUGCCAAAGCUCCGGCCGCGGCGCCCGCGCCGCCUUUGCCGGGCGCUAACAGCAGCAGUGAAGCCCCACCCCCGCUGCCGCCCAAGUCCCCCGGCUUCCCGGCCCAGCCGCAGAAGGCCGGCAGCGCGCAGACCUUGCCGCCCGCCCCUCCCGGGGCCCAGGUGUUCGUGCAGAAGAAGAGGCACGGCCGGGGCCCAGGGACCAGUGGGGGAAAGCUAAAUCCACCCCCUGCACCCCCGGCGAGAUCGCCCACCACAGAGCUUUCGAGCAAGAGCCAGCAGGCCCCAGCCUGGACCCCGACACAGCAGCCCGGAGGGCAGCUACGAAACGGAAGCCUGCACAUCAUCGAUGACUUUGAGUCCAAAUUCACGUUCCAUUCUGUGGAAGACUUCCCGCCUCCGGAUGAGUAUAAACCAUGCCAGAAGAUUUACCCCAGCAAGAUCCCCAGAAGCCGUACACCUGGUCCCUGGCUCCAGGCCGAGGCAGCCACGCAGAGCUCUGAUGACAUCAAAGGCAGAAAUUCUCAGUUAUCUUUGAAGACUCUCCGGUGAGAAGACAGAUGAAGCCAAGGUCCUGGGUUCCAGAUGGCAGGACGGGCACCCCCAGGAGAACAUGUCAGAUGCCUCCACCAUGCUCCAGCUGUAAUUCAGUUGACAUACAGGCUCUGAAUAGAGCAUUCAUUUAUUGUAAAUACGUGGUUUGCACGGGCUUCAAAGCAGUAUUUUAGUCGAC